Echinops telfairi (small Madagascar hedgehog) is the source of this 3760-nucleotide messenger RNA. RefSeq names its product family with sequence similarity 78 member A (gene FAM78A). The record is from RefSeq and is a predicted model, not a curated record. The coding region runs from base 356 to 1225 and encodes 289 amino acids. The transcript has 2 exons. Lineage: Eukaryota; Metazoa; Chordata; Mammalia; Afrosoricida; Tenrecidae.
UAUUUAUGUGUCAGCCUUCUUCAUCCGAAGACUUGGAGAAACGUCUCGGACCUGCGACCCCCCGCGCGUGAGGCACGGAAGGGCUGGGUCUCCCAACAACAUGAUUAUCCAUUAAACUCCAAACUUUUCCCUUUUUUUAGCCCAAAGAAUAUCGGUGAUUUUUGUCCACUACUAGGAAAAGAAGAGUGAGCCCAGAGCUCCUGGAAUUCAGCAGAGUCCUUAUUUAUAAACAAGCCCGCGGUAGUGAUAGGCAAAACCCCUCUCCUGCGUGAAUUUUCUACCCUAUGGAUAUUGAGCGUGAGUUUUGAGACUGGCGAGCCGCCCCGCCCUGGGUCCAGCAGCCUCCGUCCUUUCAAUGCCUGAUCUUCUGUGGGUCAGCUGGCCUUCCCUGAAGAUCAGAGCCGUCCUCUGUGUCAUGGGCUGUAUUCAGAGCAUCGGCGGCAAAGCCAGAGUCUUCCGGGAAGGCAUCACGGUGAUCGACGUGAAAGCCUCCAUCGACCCCAUCCCCACCAGCAUUGAUGAGUCCUCCAGCGUCGUCCUCCGCUACCGGACACCCCACUUCCGUGCCUCUGCCCAGGUGGUCAUGCCACCCAUCCCCAAGAAGGAGACCUGGAUUGUCGGCUGGAUCCAGGCAUGCAGCCACAUGGAAUUCUACAACCAGUAUGGCGAGCAGGGCAUGUCCAGCUGGGAGCUCCCAGACCUCCAGGAGGGCAAGAUCGAGGCCAUCAGCGACUCGGAUGGGGUGAACUACCCCUGGUACGGCAACACCACAGAGACCUGCACCAUCGUGGGCCCCACCAAGAGAGACUCCAAGUUCAUCAUCAGCAUGAACGACAACUUCUACCCCAGCGUCACGUGGGCCGUGCCCGUCAGUGAGAGCAACAUUGCCAAACUGACCAACAUCUACCGGGACCAGAGCUUUACCACGUGGCUGGUGGCCACCAACACCUCGACCAACGACAUGAUCAUCUUGCAGACGCUGCACUGGCGGAUGCAGCUCAGCAUCGAGGUGAACCCCAACCGGCCCCUGGGCCAGCGGGCGCGGCUGCGGGAGCCCACCGCCCAGGACCAGCCCAAAAUCCUGAGCAAGAACGAGCCCAUCCCGCCCAGCGCCCUGGUCAAGCCCAACGCCAACGACGCCCAGGUGCUCAUGUGGCGGCCCAAGUACGGACCCCCGCUGGUGGUGAUCCCACCAAAGCACCGGCAACAACCAAGACCCCGCUAGGUUAGACUCACAAAAUAAUAACACUGCUCAGAAUGGACCCCGACACUCUGUCAUUCAGCAAAAUACAACCAUUCUACCUUUCCCAGCGGGACGGAUCUCACUGUGCUAUAGCGCCCAGGGUGGCCUCACCGUGCCCUCCUGCUACCUGCUUUCCUGCAGGGAGUGGGGGAGGGAGGCCCAAACGGGACAGACAAACCCUACAUGUGCCCUUCCGUGUCACCUCCACCCUUCUGCCCCCCCCUUUCAUUCUCUCCCAACAGACCCCCCCAAACCACUGCUCUUCCUCGUUCUUUUUCUUUCUCCUCUUGGUACCGCCUCGCUGUGAGGCUCGGGGGGCGGGAGGAAGAGGAGCCACGAGGCAGGAAGCUGGGCCCGGGGGUCCAUCAGCUGUGCCCGCGCUGCUGGGUCACUUGCCCAGUGUAAGGGUCUUCCUGGGCCCGGCUCUCCCUCCGUCACGCGGCCUUAUGCAGACUUGCUUUGCCAAACUUUUGCCUUAAGCUGAAUUUCAAGGGAAAAACAGGAUGGGGCGAGGAGGCGGGAACUCCUACUUCCUGGGCUUUUUGUCUCUGUCCCAGGGGAAGAAGGGGGGCUUGGGUCUGAGAGGGAUGGAGGGGGAUUUGGGACCCCUUUUCCUGGUUGCCCUGGAAGGGGGAUAGACUGACCCCGUCCAAAGCCCCACCUUCUUCCCCUAGCUGAGCCUCCCCCACCCCACCCCCUGGUCCCUGUAGAGAGGGGCUGUGAGCUCUGGGUCUGCCUGGGACCCUCUUCUCCUCUCUCUCCUCGGCAGCCUUAACUUGCCUUGGGUGGGUCUGGGAGGAGGAGGAGGGUCCCAUGAGCUGGGGGAACUUCACCAUGUGGGUCUUUGGUGCCCUCUGAGGCCCCUAGCACCCCCUCACAGUGAGGGGGUGCCCCUUUUCCAUCUGCACUUGUCUGGCAGACCUGGAAGGCCCACAGGGGGCUGCCCCAGGGUGAGAGAGCAAGGUAAGGCCCCUUCUUGCACCUGUGGCUCCUCGCCUUCCCUCGCUGUCCUCGGUGGACUAGUGGACAAGACAGCAGAUGGGGGGCAGGGCUCUGGCUCCUCCUUGGGGAUGCUCUGGGCUCUCGGGGGUAGGGCAAGCAGACAGGGCAUAUGUCCACACUGAUGAGUGUGUGUGUGUGUGGGGGGGGGGACGGUGGCACCAGAAGAGGGCCCCCAAACCACAGGUGGUCCCAGAGCUGGGGAAUCAGCCCUCUGCUGCUCACCACCCCUCAGGACUGGCCAGGUAGGAAUGAGUCCAUAGCACAGUAGCAUUGGAGUCCCCCUUCCGCCCUCCCCACCGGCCUGAGUCAGCCCAGUGGAAGCCCAGGGACACCGGUUAGAUCCACCCUCCCUUGGUCCUGGGCUCUUCCGAGCCCUGGGACUUCGUCUAAGGUUUUGGAGCAAUGUCAGGAGCACUUUGAGGACCCCCUGCUCAAGCCACAUUCCUGCCAGCUGGCCCAAACCUGUAGCCACAUCGCCUGGAAGCACCGGCUCCCCCCACUCCAAACCAAGAACCACCAAGCACAGAAACCCGCCGAGGAGCUCUGGACUCCGUGUCUGCUGCCGAUGGGACCCCUGGGAGUCACAAGGACACCAGGAGGGGUGUGAGGCCCCCUGCCUCCUUCCUUGCUCGUUCAUGGGUGCUUCGUGGCCCCUCCCCGGUCUCCUAAGCCAGCUAGCGUCCCAGGACUUUCAGGAGCCAUCCAGAAAUGAGCCAGGCUGGGAACACUGGGCGUCACUAGGGUGGACAGCAGGUAUGGUGCUUAGGGAGCCCCGAGUUGUGACCGGGAUCCCCCCCCUCUGGGAACGGCUGUGCCCCCUUUGUGUGUGUGAGGCCUGGGCCACCAGAGAGGCUGUAGUCUCGCAUCGGGGAAGGUGGGGUCCCCAGCUCCCCUUCUGAGGUUGGGGGUGGGGUGACUGUCACCGUGGCGAGACCUGGCCUUUACCUGGAAUGGCCCUUCUUUGUACUCAGGUGUGUCUUGCCCUAAAGAGGCGCAAGGCCCACAAGCCAGGGUCCUAGCUCUGUGUGGGGUCAUUGCUAGGGGGCUCUUAUUGGGGUGGCGGUGGGAGAGAACAGUGGGGUGUGUCCUGAGCUGUCUGAGAGCUCCCCCAGCCUGCACAGCUCUGAGGCAGGGGACAGCAUCUGCCCUGGCUGCCUCUGCUGCUGCCUGUACCCCACAUGCUUGGCGUCCAGCUGCCCCUGACCCAUCUCUCCAUCGCCUCCUGGGCCCCUUUCUCUCCUGCCUCUCUGAAGACCCCUGCAAAGGCUUCGGGUCCCACCGAGGCUGCUCAGCUGAGCCGGGGCCUGGUGCCCAGCCUCCUUCCUCACGCUGGGAGCACCCUGGCGUUCUGGACACUCGCUCCUCUUCCUGCAAUAAGAACUGCCCUCCGUCACAAGAGGACUGUGAAAUCAAACCCAUGCACUUACCAGGAGGCACCAGACUCUUGACAGAAAAUGUAAACUGAGAUCUUUUUUAAAAAAAAUACAAAGAGAAAUAAAAUGUAAUUUUGAAGUA